UUUCAGUUUCUUCAUUUCGUUUUCACAAUGGCCAAUUUUUCAGGCUCCUCAUUAAUUCGGUUUUGCAUGCUGUGGUAUUCGUGAUCCCACCAAAAUGUUACCUUAAUCAUUUUCAAUUGUAGCAGUUGUGAUUUUCAGCAAAAAACAAACCAGUAGUGAUCAGUAAGCCAUGUCGGCCGUUCUGGAUGGCACGAUCGUAUUGGACGAUGAUUCCGAUGUGGACGAGGACGUGAUUUUCGUGGAUGAAAUACGUUCGCAUUCGAACAAGUCUCAUGGCAAAGCGUCAGAUUCCCAAGGAACCAAUAAACGGAAAAGCUCGGAAGUGAUCCCCUUAUCAGCUGUUGGCGCUAUUCGUACCAAGCAUCCAGAAGGUGCGGAGGUGAUCACUUCCUCUUCGCAAGCAGCAUGCAUCCAGGAGUGCUUAGACUCCGUCACAGGAAAUGUGCACAAGAAGAAAGUAUUCUCAGUUGCUCGCGUUUCGUCUCCACAAACAAGUAUUCAUCGGCAUGAAGUCGAAAAAUCCAAAAUGGUCAAAUGCCCUCUUUGCGAUGAAAGCGUCCCAAGCAUUUCGGCAGUGAUAUUUGAAAUAUGUCGGCAUGCCUUUUGUCGGCAGUGCGUCAGUUUGGACUUCAGAAGCCGAAUUCGAAGGAAAGAUCUGAAGCGUUUAACUUGCUUGAAUGAAAAUUGUGCGACGCCUGCUGAUGAUGCCAUGAUCUCAAAACUGGUCGAUACGGCCACUUUUAAUCAGUAUUCAGACAAGAUUUCCCAGUUGUUUCUUUCAGAAAAUCCGCUGAUGGUAAGGUGCCCGAACGAUACGUGUGGUACGCCAAUGGAGCUGCCUAGAAAUGACCGACCAUACGAAAUCCGAUGCGUAACGUGCGGAUAUUGGUUUUGUUCAAGUUGCCUUCAUGCACAGCACAAUCCACUACCAUGUCUCUUUGGAAAAAUUAUGAUGUUAAGCGCACAGGAAAAGAAAGAUGUAUUUGACACAUUUUUGGCCGCGCAAGCUGCGAAAGAAGUUGUUCCGGGAUUUCACGAGCAGAUCACCGUUCCGGAAAACGGGACAAGGUUCGGUUUUCGUAGAAUAUUUGAAAGGUGUUUGGAUUCAAACAUUGCGACCGUUGAGGUGGAUGAUCCAUUUAUUCAGUCGCCGUUUCAAAUCCAACGGUUUGUAGAAUUUUGUUCCGUUGUUUUAAGACUCGCACCGGGUUUACGAAAGAUCUGCCUGCGGACAAGAAUUUCUCCGAAGGGAAACGAGCAACUGAAAAGUUUUCGUAACUCGCUUGCCAUACGAAAUCUUACGCUGGAUGUAGAAAAUAACCCGCAUCUUCAUGAUAGAGAAAUAAGAUUUGAUAAUGGAUGGACGGUGAAAAUCGGCCGCGGCUUAGAUUUUCAGCGUUUUGACAAGAAGGACCCUCUUUCGUGUGUAGAUUUGGAUUUUCGCAGAUGUUUGCCUACCACAAUCGAUUAUUUUUAUAAGCCGAAAAAGUAACUAGUUUGUUCCCGAGAUUUUGUAUCGUUUACACCUUUUUGUGGCCUUGGAUUUACGAACGCGUUCGUUUUACGUUUAAUAAAACAACAGUUCACUCCUGCUUGUGACCAC
Molecule: messenger RNA, 1603 nt
Organism: Paramacrobiotus metropolitanus
Lineage: Eukaryota; Metazoa; Tardigrada; Eutardigrada; Parachela; Macrobiotidae
Exons: 8
Coding region: 170-1492 (440 amino acids)
Biological process (GO): positive regulation of proteasomal ubiquitin-dependent protein catabolic process; protein polyubiquitination; ubiquitin-dependent protein catabolic process
Cellular component (GO): cytoplasm; ubiquitin ligase complex
Molecular function (GO): ubiquitin protein ligase activity; zinc ion binding; ubiquitin conjugating enzyme binding
Source: RefSeq, a predicted model, not a curated record